This is a messenger RNA of Dovyalis caffra, 702 nucleotides long. The record is from the annotation of a GenBank genome assembly. Lineage: Eukaryota; Viridiplantae; Streptophyta; Magnoliopsida; Malpighiales; Salicaceae.
AUGGCUGGUCAAGAUAACGCUCAAAUUGAUCAAGAAAUUCAGAAUCUUGUUAACAAACUGGAUCAGUGCAUUGCAAACUUUGAUGAAAAGAGGCGAGUUUUAGAAUUUGCCAUUGGGGCAGAAAUCAAAGCACUGAAGAAAGAUCGAGAUGAAGCGACAGAACAAAGGUCGAGUCUUCUUCAUGAGUCUGUUGAUACAAGCAGCAAUCCUGAAGGUGGCCAAAAGACUGCUAAUGUCAAGCAAUGGCUAAAUCAGAAAGCACUGAUCAGUGCUGAAACUACUGGAGACCAAGAUCAGGGCAAUAAUUUCUCUGUGCUUAUUGUUGAUGAUGAUCUUCGUGCUCGAGACACUAAUCGGGUAUUCAUGAUGUUGGUUGGGAAACAAAAGCUGCUCAGAAUGGAAGUUCAAGAGGCCAAGAAUGGAAAAGAAGCUGUUUAUCUUCAUCUUGCCGGGGCUUCUUUUGAUCUCAUUCUUAUGGACAAUCAAAUGCCCAUCAUGACUGGAAUUCAGGCAACAGAGCAAUUACGCAAGAUGGGUGUUAAGAGUCAGAUUGUAGGUGUCGCUUCCGAGUCUAAUCAGAAAGAUUUCAUCGACUCAGGCCUAGAUAGCUGCAUUCAAAAGCCACUGAACCCUGCAAAGAUCACUGCUUUUUUCCCUGAUCCCAGCAAGCCAAUAAGGAUCGAUACAUCAUCACAAGGUUGA